Vitis riparia (riverbank grape) is the source of this 974-nucleotide messenger RNA. RefSeq lists its product as uncharacterized. Lineage: Eukaryota; Viridiplantae; Streptophyta; Magnoliopsida; Vitales; Vitaceae. The transcript has 3 exons. The coding region runs from base 64 to 660 and encodes 198 amino acids. The record is from RefSeq and is a predicted model, not a curated record.
GUGCUCGAUCUCUCACCCCAACGAUACUCAUAAACAGCCGAAAACCCGAUAUUUCGGGGGUACAUGGAAGGAGUCGGGUCCCGACUAGGCCGGGCAUCGUCCCGUUACAGCCCCGCUACCGUGUUCAACGGUCCGGUGAGAAGAUGGAAGAAGAAGUGGGUCCACGUGUCAUCGUCGUCAUCGUCCACCGUGUCUUAUCACAACUCUCAAUCCAAUGGCCACAACAGCAACACCGGCUCUCGCCUCCUGCUCUGUAAAUGGACCCCACUGACCUCCGGCGACGCCGAGAGGAGCUUCGGCAAGCCGGAGGAGCCGCCAAGAAGGAAGUUCCGGUACACUCCGGUUUCUGUGCUAGAGGAACAGAAAAAGGAGGCUGCAAGAAAGGCUGAAGGUGGAGUUCAAGCCAGCAAUAACCAAUCUACAACAAGGCCAACAUCCAAGAUUGAUGGUUUUGAUGGGAAGUUUAACAUCAACAAUAUUUUAAUGGAAGAAUCUGAGGCAUCAGACAGAAAUGUUCUUUCCCCACAAGAAUCGGAAGGCGGCUUAGACUUGGGUUUGUGCUUGAUAGGCCAUAAUGACAGCAAUGAUUCUAAAGAUGAAAACAAGGAGGGGGUGUUGGAGAAAAUGGACAAAGGUGGGCUAAGGGAAAAAAUGGGUUGAUACACAGAAGUUGUCAUGCACUAACAUCAUUUGGCAACAUGUAAUGGUGCCCAAUGCAUAUCCUACAAUCUUGCUUUGGGAAAUAGGGGAUUGGAAUGUAUCUUCAUCUUGUAAUUAAAUUAUAGGGUUGGUUUAUGGUUUCUCUUAAUUUAUAGCUUAGGCUUUGAUAUUGCCACCGGUACACAGGGAAAGAAGGAUGUAACGCAGUUACAUUAUUUUACUGCUUUAUGUAUGUAAAUUAUUCUGCGCAGCAGUCAGGCCUCUAGUGCACCAUGAGGGUCAUUAUUUAUUCAUAUUUUGGCACUUUCUUGCGA